UGGCGCUGCAAGGGGAAGGGGGAGCAGCCACUCGCCCGCACCGAGCUGAACACUAAUAUGGGAUUUCCCGGUGUGGACGUGGGAGGCAAUGUGAACAUCGAGAAAACACUUCUCUGACCUCCUGAUUGGCGUUCUGACCAGGUAAGGCUGGACUCCGACCGUCUGUAGGAGGUUUCCACUUUAUUUAACUGAAAAGGACUGGAGUGCAAAGAUGCCAAUCAUGGAGAAAAAGACGGCCAGAGACAGUGAAGUGCUCCCAAAGGUGCCCGUGCCGCCGCUGAAACAAACCCUUGACACGUACCUGAAGUGCGUCCAGCACCUGGUGAAGGACGAGCAGUUUAAGAAGACGAAGGCAAUCGUGGAGAAGUUUGGUGCUCCUGGAGGAGUCGGAGAGAUUCUGCAGAAGAAGCUUCUGGAGAGAAGCGACAAGACGAACAACUGGGUGUAUGAGUACUGGCUUGAGGACAUGUACCUAAACAACAGGUUGGCUCUACCUGUUAACUCCAGUCCCGUCAUGGUGUUUCCUCAGCAGACGUUUAGAGAUCACAAAGAUGCUCUCAGAUUUGCUGCUCGUCUCAUCCAAGGAGUGUUGGACUAUAAGGCUCUCAUUGAUGCGCGUGCCCUACCGGUGGAUUUUGCUCGAGGCCAGCUUGCCGGGACCCCGCUGUGCAUGGAGCAGUACUACCGCCUCUUCACCUCGUACCGCUACCCGGGUCUGAAGACAGACACGCUGAAGGUCCACAUGAACGCAGCCUCCUCAACGCCAGAGCACAUCAUUGUGGCAUGCAAGAAUCAGUUUUUUGUGCUGGAUGUUGCCCCAAACAACAAGCAGCUCAAUGAGACAGAGAUCUUUUCCCAACUGGAGAAAAUCAUGAAAAUGGCAGAAAACACUGAAGAGAGACUCCCUCCUCUUGGUGUCCUGACUUCUGAUGGAAGAACAGAAUGGGCUCAAGCCAGAGAUGUUCUCACAAAAGAUCAAACCAACAGGGACUCUCUGGCCCUGAUGGAGAGCUGUGUGUGCGUGGUGUGUCUGGAUGAGCCCUGUGGUCUCCAGCCGAGGGACACCAACAGGGCUCUGAUGAUGCUGCACGGCGGCGGGCGUGAGAAGAACGGGGCCAACCGCUGGUAUGACAAGUCAAUGCAGUUUGUUGUAGGAAUGGACGGGUUUUGUGGAGUUGUGUGUGAUCAUUCCCCAUUUGAAGGAAUAGUUCUGGUGCAGUGCUCUGAAUACGUGAUGAAAUACAUAACAGGGAGUCCCACCAAGACAGCAAAGGCGUCCACCGCCAGAGAGCUUCUUCGUCCAAGAAAGCUGCUCUGGAAAUGUAACGCACACAUCCAUGGACUGCUAACAUCCUCUGGAGACAGACUUCAGAAGCUGGUGGAUAAUCUCGACAUGGAUGUUUUCAAGUUCAAGGCUUACGGGAAAGAAUUCAUCAAGAAGCAGAAGAUGAGUCCAGAUGCGUUCAUACAAGUCGCCUUGCAGCUUGCAUUUUUCAAAUGCACUGGGAGGCUCGUGUCCACUUAUGAGAGCGCGUCCAUUCGGCGUUUCCAAGAGGGUCGGGUUGAUAACAUUCGCUCAGCCACCCCCGAGGCCCUGGCUUUUGUUAAGUCCAUGACAGAUGAGAGGGUCACUUACACGGAUUCAGAAAAAAGUAAGCGACUAAGGGAUGCAAUCAACGCCCAGACAAGUUAUACAAUUGCAGCUAUCACAGGAAUGGCAAUAGACAAUCAUCUCCUUGGACUUCUGAGGAUCUCAAAGGAGCUCAAGUUGGAGAAACCAGAGAUUUUCUGUGAUGAGACGUAUGUGUCCAGUAACCACUUCAUCCUCUCUACCAGUCAGGUCCCCACCACAGUUGAAAUGUUCUGCUGCUACGGCCCGGUUGUACCCAACGGCUACGGCGCCUGUUACAACCCGCAGUCGGACCACAUUCUGUUCUGUGUGUCCAGUUUCUGGGAAAACACGGAGACCAGCUCUGCUGUUUUCGUCAAAGCCCUGAACGAGGGCCUGCUGGAAAUCAGGGAUCUGUGCAAUAGAAGCUGUGCUGCUGCUGCUGCUGUUGCUAGCAAACCGGCUGAUAGCGGCCAGGGAGCUAGCCAGCCUAAAAAAUCAGGGAAGUAAGCCAUACUGAGAGAGAAAGCGCUCAGCUGCUCCACUUCACACUCUUUAGACUCAGUGGUCGAGAUUGCUUUGUGUGUCUCUGUUGUGUGUGCAGUAGUGUUUAUUAAAUGACUAAAUGCAAAGCCUUAAACGUUCAUAUGUAAAUAUCAAAAACUGUGAAUGAACACUAGAAAACUCAACAUUUAUUUUGGAUGUGUGUAGACACCAGAAUGAUUUGGGGUCCAACAGUGACUCUACUUGACCCAGUAGACUGAGAUUAACUGGUCUGCUGCCUUUAGGAAACUGAAGCCAUGCCUGCUUUGUAGCACUGAUGUGAGGAGUAACUCCUUUUAAUCAGAGUGUGAAUCAACUGAGUGAUGUUCAUGUAGAACUUACACGUGUAGAUUAGUAACAGAAACCUUUAAAACAAUAUGAGCUUAAGUGUAUUAAUGUGACUCACAACAAUCAUGACACCGUGUAAAUGUUAUCCUGCAAACCUAUCCACUGUGUGUGUGUGUGUGUGUGUGUGUGUGUGUGUGUGUGUGUGUGUGUGUGUGUGUGUGUGUGUGUGUGUGCCAUGCUAACAACACACUGGAUCAUGCAUAUUUUAACAUCUAUUUCAACAUGCAAAAGUGUUUUUUUGUUUUGUUUAUUUUGCAUCUACUGACAUUGUAAGGUUGCCAAAGAGGUUGUCUGUAUAUGAAAUCUGUCUGUGUAGGCACUUUAUGAUAUUUCUGUAAAGAGUAGAAUGGAUACAUGUUAAUGUGGCUAUAUAGUGUGUGCAGAGGGGCACAUUAGACAUGCACAAGUAGUACUGUGUGUUCUAUAAAAUAAUAGCAAUAGUAAAAAAAAACAUGUAAUGAACAGUGCAAUUUUGAAGUAAGUUACUAGUGGUGACCGAGGCAUACCACUGUGUUCUUGUGUAUAUAAGUGCUUUUUACUUGCACUUAGAGGUAGAAUAAGGGUACUGUAUGGAUGUAUCGUACACUUUGUGCAAUAAUCAUAUUAAAGCAAGUGCAGUGAGGGUAUAUGUGCAAUUAGCCAAAUCAGUUUAUCAGAUGCAUGAAGCUUAUAUAUGGUCGCAUUGGUUGCUAUUUUUGAUAUUCACUGUGACUUUUUUUUAGUGUGCAUUGUGGUUCAAAUCUGUGUUGGUCGACAGCAAAUCAGAUCAGUGAUCUUUAGCGAUAAAUAUCUGAUGAUAUGUGUUGUAUUGUGUCCAUGGUGACCUUUGAUGUAUAACUUAUGAUCAUCAGUCAGUCUGAACCAUGUUAUUAAUCAUUUCAAAAUCCAUAUCAAGAGAAGUCUUUAAGCUGAACACAUGCAUGUUUAAUCUUCCAUACUAGCUGUAUUUUUAUAUGUACAAAUGAAAAAGUGUUUAUAAAGAUAUAUUAAAAUAUUGGGGUGCAGAUAAGUGACAAAUAUGCCUUAAAAUAACAAGAUGCAAACUAUUUCCUGCCACUUGUAAUAUUCUAUAAAUGUUAAAUGUUUGACCUCUGAUGUAAAUUUGCUCAGUUUGUUCCUGAUGUUUUCUGUCUAAUCUGAGUGGUACGUGUAACCGAAUGUAAAGUUUGUCAUGUGGUAUUCAGAGAGUCUCGUUCAUAAACAGUCAGUAAUAAUCCCUGUGAGUAGGAGCAGCUGUAAUAAUAUAUUGUACCACAGCAUUGUAUUAACAUAACCUGAAAUAUUCAUGCAAUACGUAGCCUCAUAAGGCACAUGUUGGAAAAAAUAAAAGCAUUUGAGUUUG
Messenger RNA from Labrus bergylta (ballan wrasse), 3842 nucleotides. Its product is annotated as choline O-acetyltransferase. Gene Ontology annotation, biological process: acetylcholine biosynthetic process; neuromuscular synaptic transmission. Lineage: Eukaryota; Metazoa; Chordata; Actinopteri; Labriformes; Labridae. The record is from RefSeq and is a predicted model, not a curated record. Gene Ontology annotation, molecular function: choline O-acetyltransferase activity. Gene Ontology annotation, cellular component: cytoplasm; neuron projection.